CGAGGAAAUGGAAUUUUGGAAACAACCUGGCAAUAAAAAAUUAGUGACAUCUGUCAUAUCACAACGUGUUAUGUUGUAAAUGUUGUAUUGUCCGAAGGCGAAGUGGAACCGUAAUCCGGUACUUGCGUAAGGAAAAAAUAAAACUUACAAGAUGCCGCGUAAUCGAGCUGCAGAGGAAACUGAUAAGUUAAUUCGUAUUGCCAUCGUGAAUUCUGAUAAAUGUAAACCCAAACGAUGCCGACAAGAAUGCAAAAAGUAUUGUCCCGUUGUCAGGAUGGGGAAAUUAUGUAUUGAAGUGUCUCCAACUGUAAAAAUAGCUGCGAUUUCAGAAGAGUUAUGUAUCGGUUGUGGUAUUUGUGUCAAGAAAUGCCCAUUUGAAGCUAUUACCAUAAUUAAUCUACCUAGUAAUUUAGAAAAGGAUACUACUCAUCGGUACUCGAAGAAUUCUUUCAAAUUACACAGAUUACCUAUUCCUAGACCAGGAGAAGUACUGGGACUUGUAGGUACCAACGGUAUAGGUAAAUCUACGGCGUUGAAAAUUUUAGCUGGUAAACAGAAACCUAAUCUAGGACGUUUUACUAAUCCUCCUGAUUGGACCGAAAUAUUGAAUCAUUUUCGAGGAUCCGAGUUACAAAAUUAUUUCACCAAAAUAUUAGAAGAUGAUUUGAAGGCUUUGAUAAAACCGCAAUACGUCGAUCAAAUUCCCAAAGCUGUAAAAGGCACUGUGAGACAAUUAUUAGAAAAGAAAAACGAAAAAGAUAAUGUUGCUGAUAUAUGUCGAAUGUUAGAGUUAGAAAAAAUUCUAGACCGAUCGAUAGAAGAUCUAUCUGGAGGAGAAUUACAGAGAUUUGCGUGUGCUAUGGUAUGUAUUCAAAAUGGAGAUAUUUUCAUGUUUGAUGAACCCUCAAGUUAUCUGGAUGUUAAACAACGUCUGAAAGCGGCCGUUACUAUUCGUUCUCUUAUUCAAGCUGAUAAAUUCGUUAUUGUUGUGGAACACGAUCUUUCAGUAUUAGAUUAUCUAUCCGAUUUCAUAUGCUGUUUAUAUGGUGUACCUGGCGCAUACGGCGUCGUAACUAUGCCGUUUUCCGUGCGAGAAGGAAUUAAUAUAUUUUUGGAUGGAUUCGUACCAACGGAAAAUUUACGUUUUCGUGAAGAAAGUUUGGUUUUCAAAGUUGCUGAAAGUGCUACUGAAGAAGAAGUCAAACGAAUGACUCAUUACGAAUAUCCCUCUAUGACAAAAACCUUGGCUGAUUUCAAAUUGACUGUUCGUAAGGGACAGUUCACAGAUUCUGAAAUUUUAGUUUUGUUGGGAGAGAAUGGUACCGGAAAAACAACUUUCAUCAAACUUUUAGCAGGAAAUUUACAAGCCGAUGAUGGAUCAGGCGAAUUACCGAGAUUGAAUAUCAGUUAUAAACCGCAAAAAAUCAGUCCCAAAUCUCAAUGUCAAGUUAGGAAUUUACUAGCUGAAAAGAUAAGAGAUGCUUAUCUUCAUCCUCAGUUCAAUACUGAUGUGAUAAAACCACUGAAAAUUGAUGAGAUCAUGGAUCAAGAAAUUCAGAACUUAUCCGGUGGUGAGCUUCAACGAGUGGCGUUGACUUUAUGCCUGGGGAAACCUGCGGAUGUUUAUCUCAUUGAUGAACCUUCCGCGUAUUUAGAUUCUGAACAACGUAUCGUAGCUGCUAAAGUUAUUAAACGAUUCAUUUUACAUGCUAAGAAAACUGGAUUUGUUGUCGAGCACGAUUUUAUCAUGGCUACUUAUCUAGCGGACAGAGUUAUUGUUUUUGAAGGUGAACCUUCGGUGGAAUCUGUGGCUAAUACUCCCCAGACCUUACUAGCUGGUAUGAACAGGUUUUUAGAACUCUUGGGAAUUACUUUCAGAAGAGAUCCGAAUAAUUUCAGACCAAGGAUUAAUAAGUCAAAUUCCGUCAAGGACGUCGAUCAAAAAAGAGCCGGCCAAUAUUUCUUCUUGGAAGAUUAAGUCGAUAACUACACAGUGCGCUAUUUUCGAACGAAACCCUGCAUCGUUUUUAUUUUAAACAUUUUUCCUGCUGGACUCGGACAGUCUUGCAUUCAUUUCAUCAAAUAUUCGUUAAAUUAAACUGAUAACGGUCUUCUUACCGAUGGUGUCCAUUAAUGGCGCUAGUUGAAAAAUUGCCACUAAAUAUGAAGCAAUCGCCAUGGUCAGCUGAAAGCAGUUGAAAUAAAUGUUAUGAAUGAUGAA
Messenger RNA from Planococcus citri (citrus mealybug), 2221 nucleotides. RefSeq names its product ATP-binding cassette sub-family E member 1 pix (gene pix). The record is from RefSeq and is a predicted model, not a curated record. The coding region runs from base 152 to 1978 and encodes 608 amino acids. The transcript has 12 exons. Gene Ontology annotation, molecular function: ATP binding; ribosomal small subunit binding; ATP hydrolysis activity. Gene Ontology annotation, biological process: translational initiation; ribosomal subunit export from nucleus; translational termination. Lineage: Eukaryota; Metazoa; Arthropoda; Insecta; Hemiptera; Pseudococcidae.